AUGGCACACACAAGUCUGGCGGCUGGUGGUGGCGAUGGAUGGGGUAGUGGUGGCGGACGCAGAGGGGUUGCCGGGGGAACGGCAAGCGAUAAGAGGCACCCAGACAGAGCUGAGGAGAGUGCGGGAGAAUUGGACAGAGUUAGGAAAAAACACGAUGAACCGGUCACACUCGCUCCGGCACAGCCGACCAACAUCAAGAUCGUCCCGGUUGGGAGGACACCUUUGCGCGGAAACGCAACACACACAAGCCUUCCAAAGCUUAUCAAGACGGAAAACGGGCUAAUUGCAGCGUAUGAGGCGGCAGGAAGGGAGCAGCAAGCUGUGGCAUCGCAGUUAUCGCAAUGGGGAGAGGAAACAGGAGACGAUGCAAUUGGAGACUUGAGUGACAAAGUGGCAGUUAUUUUGUCGGAAAUAGGAGAUCUUGAGGAGAACCAUGCAACCCAGAUUGACGAUUCACGGAGAGUACUCAAGACGAUACGUAAUAUUGAAAACUCGGUUCAGCCACUGAGGGAUGCAAAGCAGAAGCUAACGGAUCAAAUUGCAAUGUUAAAACACAAGGAUCCAGAGUCGUCUAAGCUAGUUGAGCAGGAACAGAGAUUGGUUCGGCUAGAAGCAGAGAAUUUGGUUGCAGAAGCACAAUUGACACAUGUUUCACGGCAGAAACUGAAAGAAGCAUACAACAUGUACUUUUUGUCGGUCCAGGAACGGGCAGAAAAGCAAUGUCUUUUGUCAUACUAUGGCCGGAAACUGUUGGACUUGCUGGACGAUAAUCCGGUGAUCCCGGGGGAUAUACGUAUAGCAUAUGAAUCGGAAAAGGAGGCAAAAGAACUUCUUUUGGAGGCAGAAGAAGCCUUGCAAUCGUGGCGUCCUGGGCAGUUGUCGUACGAGAGAGAACAUGCAUCAGACCCAAAUUUAGUGUCUGAACGCAGCCAAGAUAGCUUUUCGAAACCCGAGAUGUCGGCAGUUGCAAUUAUCAAGCAGGAUAUAUCAGAAGAAAUGGAAAAAACAGUAUCUUUAGCGUAA
This is a messenger RNA of Pneumocystis jirovecii RU7, 1023 nucleotides long. RefSeq lists its product as uncharacterized. The transcript is spliced from 3 exons. The coding region runs from base 1 to 1023 and encodes 340 amino acids. Gene Ontology annotation, cellular component: eisosome filament; plasma membrane. Gene Ontology annotation, biological process: endocytosis; eisosome assembly; negative regulation of protein kinase activity. The record is from RefSeq and is a predicted model, not a curated record. Lineage: Eukaryota; Fungi; Ascomycota; Pneumocystomycetes; Pneumocystales; Pneumocystaceae. Gene Ontology annotation, molecular function: lipid binding.